Messenger RNA from Penicillium atrosanguineum, 1098 nucleotides. Its product is annotated as adenosine deaminase family protein. NCBI's taxonomy places the organism in Eukaryota, Fungi, Ascomycota, Eurotiomycetes, Eurotiales, Aspergillaceae. The transcript has a single exon. The coding region runs from base 1 to 1098 and encodes 365 amino acids. Gene Ontology annotation, molecular function: adenine deaminase activity. The record is from RefSeq and is a predicted model, not a curated record. Gene Ontology annotation, biological process: hypoxanthine salvage; adenine catabolic process. Gene Ontology annotation, cellular component: cytosol.
AUGAAUGGCCUCACCAUCUCCCCCUUCAUAGCCCAGCUACCGAAGGUGGAACUCCAUGUACACAUCGAAGGUACCCUCACGCCAGCUCUACGCUGGGAGCUAGCCCAACGCAAUAACAUCACUCUACCUUAUGCCACAUUUGAUGAUCUCAAGGCUUCGUACGCCGUGACAUUAAACCACCGACCCGAACUGAACGGCCGCCAGCCUGGCAUUCCAACAUUCCUCGAGGCAUACUUCGCAGGAUGCGAAGUUCUCCGCACCGAGGCUGACUUUUAUGAUCUCGCCAUGGCAUAUCUGCGCCGCUGCGCGGAAAUGAACGUCCGCUACGCCGAACCUUUCUUUGACAUUCAGGCGCAUACGCGUCGUGGUGUGCCUGGAUCCGCGGUUCUUGAUGGUUAUUUACACGCGCAGCGCGAUGCAGCGGAGCAGUUUGGUGUUCGGUCGCGCUGGAUCAUGUGCUUCUUGCGCGAUGAACCCGUAGAGCAGGGGUUAGCGGCAUACAUCGAGGCGAGGCCGUGGGCUGCGGGUACUGUUGAAGGUGGAAAAGGUCUGUUUCAUGCUGUCGGUCUCGCAAGCAAUGCAUACGAGAGGCCGCCGAUGAUUUUUGAAGAAGGAUUUGCACUCGCCCGGGCGGAUGGGUUGCAUGUCACUAUGCACUGCGACUUUGGACAGAAAGAUACCCAUGCUCACAUGACUGAAGCGAUCUUCCAAGUCUGCGAUGGCCAGGGAUCGGAGCGGAUCGAUCACGGACUAGAUGCUGAGGAUCGAGAGGAGCUGUGGCAAGGUUUGCUUGAUAGAAAUAUCGGGCUGACGCUUUGUCCCCAUGCGUAUCAUCGGAGAACUGCGACUGAGGUUUUGUUUCCCAAAAUUCGAAGGCUGUGGGAGAGGGGAGUCAAAAUUUGCAUCAACAGCGAUGACCCGACCCUGAUGCAUGAUGUUUGGAUUGAUGGGAAUAUGCAGAAGAUCUAUACGUUCUGUGAGUUCAGUAAGGAUGAGAUGGUGCAGUUGGCGAGAAACGCGGUGGAUAUGAGCUGGGCCGAGGAUCAGGUCAAAAGGGAACUGUACAAAGAGUUUGAUGAUGUCGACAUCAAUGAAUAG